AUGAUCAGCAAUCGUAUCAAGGUUCGGCCAUUCCUGCGCAUCGCCCUCGCCGGCGUCGGGCUAUGCUUCAUUUAUUAUCUCGGUGUGCGCACCUGGGAACUGGCCAGGAUUUUCUACGGCCACCCAGGUCUCGCACUCACACAAGGAGAAGUCGCCGAGGCUUACAAGGAACGAGAUCUCUCCAUUCCCGCGCCGAUCCCGAAAAUCAUCCAUCAGAUCUUCCAUAAUUGGACUGACGCGGAUAACGAACAUAUUCCAGAGGAGUAUGCGUUGCAGCGACAGACGUGUAUUGAUGCGAAUCCCGGUUGGGAGAAUAGGUUAUGGACAUCGAAGACUUCUCGUGCAUUUCUUGAAAAAGAAUAUCCCUGGUUCUUGCAGACUUACGAUGGUUACCCUAUCGGAGUACAGAGGGUCGACGCCCUCCGAUACUUCCUCAUGCGCCAUUUCGGCGGUAUCUACCUCGAUCUCGACAAUAGCUGCAAGACCUCCCUCGAACCUCUACGAUACUACCCACUCUGGACCACCUACGGCGGCCACGGGACCAUCAGCAACAACAUCCUCGGCGCGCGGCCAGGACAUCCCUUCUGGAUCAUGCUGACCGACGCCCUCGUCCGCUACGCCUGGAAGUAUCCGCUCCCUUACAUCACUGUCUCCUACGCCAGCGGCCAAUGGUUCAUGUCGAAAAUCUGGCGCCAAUUCCACGAACGGAAUCCCGAAGCGCCGAUGAUCCGGAUACUCAUGGACUUCCGCCCGGGCUCUGCCGAGUGGGUCUUCUUCGACAUGGGCCCCGGCGGCGGUUCUUGGAGGGAAUGGGACGACGCUUUCAUUCUAUGGAUCAGCAGGGGGACGAGGAAUUUGGUCAUCACAAUUGUGGUCGGCGUGAUUCUCGGUGUGGUUGUGGUGGCUUUGGGGAUUUUGGCAUGCAUGGCUUCGAGGUCGCUGUUUCAAGGAAGACGGAAGAAGACCCCAUGGCAUAGAGAAUCGCCAGAGGAAGGGGAGGCACUGCUGAACGAGGACGAUACGGAAUUGCGGCCCAUGAGGUGA
Molecule: messenger RNA, 1044 nt
Organism: Dissoconium aciculare CBS 342.82
Lineage: Eukaryota; Fungi; Ascomycota; Dothideomycetes; Mycosphaerellales; Dissoconiaceae
Product: glycosyltransferase family 32 protein
Exons: 3
Coding region: 1-1044 (347 amino acids)
Biological process (GO): mannosyl-inositol phosphorylceramide biosynthetic process
Molecular function (GO): mannosyltransferase activity
Source: RefSeq, a predicted model, not a curated record